AAUAAUAUCAUACUCGAUUAUAGUAGGACACAUAUACAAUUAAAAGCUUCAACUCCACUUUUAAAUUCAAGAAUUUGUCCCGUUGAAGAAAUACAAUCCACAUGAUCAUUUCCAAGAUUUCUGACCCUCAACAAUGUAUCCGAAGGUGAAGGUGCGACAAGAGAGUGAAGAAGAAGCUGAUCAUUAUGAUUACGGGAUAAUUUCUGUGCGCUCCUUGAAGGCCUUUGAAUGGCUCUCUUUCGAUCACUAUUCUUCUGAUGAUUCUCCGGUAUCAGUUGUAAGGAUUCCUGCUUCCGAUUUCCCCAAAUCACCAACUCCCGGCUUUCAGGCAUCCAAGGGAACUAACAGGGCACCCGUCGGUGGGAGCAACAACACCAAACGAGCUACUUCAGCUCCACGUCGUCUAUGUUGUGCAGUCUUAUCAAGUCCAGACAGAAAUGGGGUCAUCACUAGAAGCAAAACACAAACAAGGAGAGAACUACUCGCGCCUUUAAAGAGCCAUACUUCAUGCCUGGACAGACACACCAGAUGUAAGAUCCCAACGAAAUCUGGAGACGCACCACCACACGCGCAUAACAAGCACCUUACAGAGUCCAAGAGGCAUGUGCUCGUAAGAGGAAGCCCAAGACCAGCAGACGAAAAACAACAAAAGAAAAAGGGGAUGUGAUGUUACUAAUUCUGCAGAAAUAGAGUGUUGUAUACAAAGACAUGUUAGUAACUAAUCCAAUCCAAGUGCCACAAAAAACUAAACACACAGCCACUUUUUAACUGGCUUCAAGUAAUAACCAAUCCCUUCUUUUAUUUCA
Molecule: messenger RNA, 806 nt
Organism: Salvia splendens (bonfire salvia)
Lineage: Eukaryota; Viridiplantae; Streptophyta; Magnoliopsida; Lamiales; Lamiaceae
Exons: 5
Coding region: 134-667 (177 amino acids)
Source: RefSeq, a predicted model, not a curated record